This is a messenger RNA of Tetrahymena thermophila SB210, 189 nucleotides long. Its product is annotated as cytochrome C oxidase copper chaperone. Gene Ontology annotation, cellular component: mitochondrial intermembrane space. Gene Ontology annotation, molecular function: copper ion binding; copper chaperone activity. NCBI's taxonomy places the organism in Eukaryota, Ciliophora, Oligohymenophorea, Hymenostomatida, Tetrahymenidae. Gene Ontology annotation, biological process: mitochondrial respiratory chain complex IV assembly. The record is from RefSeq and is a predicted model, not a curated record. The transcript has a single exon.
AUGAACACCCAAGCUCCUGUUAAUACUUAAGCUGGCACUGCAGAAAAGAAGUUAAAGCCUUGUUGUGCUUGCCCUGAAACUAAGAAGCUUAGAGAUGCUUGCGUUUUUAAUAAUGGCGAAGAAAACUGUAAAGAUUUUAUCGAAGCUCAUAAAGAAUGUUUAAGAUCAAAAGGUUUCAAUCCUUAGUGA